Molecule: messenger RNA, 1909 nt
Organism: Ilex paraguariensis (yerba mate)
Lineage: Eukaryota; Viridiplantae; Streptophyta; Magnoliopsida; Aquifoliales; Aquifoliaceae
Source: the annotation of a GenBank genome assembly
AUGUCCCUGCCGGCUCUCUUUGAGCAGGUUAGUAAGAUUCAUCUAGCGGCCUCUGAAUCCAGCGUUGAUCAGGAAACUUUGAGAAAAGGUUGCGAAUCUCUGAAAGAGUGCGAGGAAAUGAUUAGUAAGUUAGGGUUAUUUUCCUCCAACGAGACGAAAGAUGAUAUUAGUACUACAAAUCUCAAGUACCUUCUGGUGCCAUUUUAUCUGGCUGAGCUGACAGAAAAAAUUGCACAAGAUGAUAGGAUACAAAUUCUUAAGGCUUCACAAGCAAAGUUGAAGGAAUUCAUUUCCUUUUGUGAAGCAAAAGAGCUUGUACCUGAAGAGGAGUUAGAAAUAUCUACCCAGGGGGGUCCUAAUUCUUUUGUGGAUCGAAGGGCUAAGAAGAUUGCUCGGUUCAAAAGGCAAAAAGCCGCAGAGUCGAAGUUGCUGGAAAUAAAGGAGCGGAAGGAACGUCGUGGUCGAUCAACUAAAGCAUCUGCAUUAUCUACUCCUAUUGAGGCAGGGGAGGAAGAUGCGCUUGAUGAUGAUGGGGAAGAAGAAAGGGAGGCAUGGCUUACUACCUUCUCUUUGGCUCUUUGUAAGGCUUUUGAUCUUCUGGAAAUGCUAAAGAAAGAGGAAGAAAUGCUUUCUGCCAUGAAGGAAAAGCAAUCACAGGCAUGGCUUACUACCUUCUCUUUGGCUCUUUGUAAGGCUUUUGAUCUUCUGGAAAUGCUAAAGAAAGAGGAAGAAAUGCUUUCUGCCAUGAAGGAAAAACAAUCACAGGCAUGGCUUACUACCUUCUCUUUGGCUCUUUGUAAGGCUUUUGAUCUUCUGGAAAUGCUAAAGAAAGAGGAAGAAAUGCUUUCUGCCAUGAAGGAAAAGCAAUCACAGGCAUGGCUUACUACCUUCUCUUUGGCUCUUUGUAAGGCUUUUGAUCUUCUGGAAAUGCUAAAGAAAGAGGAAGAAAUGCUUUCUGCCAUGAAGGAAAAACAAUCACAGGCAUGGCUUACUACCUUCUCUUUGGCUCUUUGUAAGGCUUUUGAUCUUCUGGAAAUGCUAAAGAAAGAGGAAGAAAUGCUUUCUGCCAUGAAGGAAAAACAAUCACAGGAAGGGACGAAGGAAGUUUCAGGUGGUAUUCUUGAUGAGCGCACCAAGAAAGCAGAAGCAUGGCAUCGUAAUGCUGCAGCUCGAGUUCGAUACACAAAGCCAGCUCCACCUAUUACAUGUGCCACGUUUGCUCAAGAUGUCUUAGAAGGAAGAGCAAAUGUUUCCCAAGCACAUGAGCACAAACACCAGCCAAUGAUAUUUGGACCAGCCAGUCUUGUGGGUGGAAACCCAACAAGCGAAAGGGAAAGGAUGGCAGCGCAGGUUUUCCAACCUCACCACAGAUUGCCAACGAUGAGCAUUGAGGAAGCUGGACUAAAAGAAAUGGAGAUUAUGAAUAAAUGGCAAGAGAGAAAUGUGAAGCUCAUGGAAGAAGCCAAUUCAUCUUGGUACAAGGACAGCCGGAAGUUGAGGCCUGGUGAAGAGGAGGAUGAAGAUGAUGAUGCUGCCGUAGAGAAGGCAAGGGCAUGGGACGACUGGAAAGAUGAUAACCCUCGUGGUGCAGGCAAUAAGAAGCUCACCCCUUGUGGCUAAGAGCAGCUGGUGACUACAUCUAUGCUCUAUCAUAAAUUAGUUCAAAAUUUACUGAACAUCUCAUAAAUAGUCAUCUUGUAUGAAUCUUUAGCUGAUUGACAUUGUAAUUCCAAUUUUGUUUGUCCAGCAUAACUUAGUUCCUUGUAAAUUGGUGUUGCACAUGGAGUAGUAUUAUGGUUAUGAACUUGCUUGGGGAAAAGAGCUGUAAUAGCUAUCUCUGUGUCUUCCAAACAGUAUAUUUGCUGAUUAUGUGUCUUUUACAAUCUAAGAUUUUGAUGGUCUGAUGGAG